Molecule: messenger RNA, 22491 nt
Organism: Oppia nitens
Lineage: Eukaryota; Metazoa; Arthropoda; Arachnida; Sarcoptiformes; Oppiidae
Product: titin-like
Exons: 8
Coding region: 166-22491 (7441 amino acids)
Source: RefSeq, a predicted model, not a curated record
AACAAAUACUUUACUUUAUUUUUAUAUCACUUAUAGUUUUAAGUCUUCAAAAUAAAGUUAUCUCUUAUGAACAGUGUUUUGAUACCUCAAAAAUAUUAUUGUAUCUAAAAUAUGUAAUUUAAUAAUUAUAAAUAUAAUGUAUAAUUUAAAUCAAUAAUAGUUUUAAUGGAAAAAACUAAUCAAGAGAUAAAUUUAGUUGAAAUAAUUGAUGAAAGAGUAUUACAAAAUACGUCCGACCGAAAUGCAAACGAACGAACCGACGACCGAAUUGCUUCGGGAGCUGACAGUCGGGAAUUGGAAGCCAUUAAACAACCAAAUUUCGUCAGACCAUUGACAGCUCAAGUGGUCAGUGAAGGACAAGAUGUCAGCUUUGAAGCACAAAUCACACCUAUAAAUGACCCGACGGUCACCAUUGAGUGGUUAUAUAACGGACAGCCAUUAAAAUGUGGCUCAAGAAUAACUACUUAUUACAGUUUAGGACACAUUUCGUUAAACAUAUCACAUGUGAAACAAAUAGAUAAAGGAAUUUAUACACUAAAAGUCAAUAAUUCAAUUGGAGAAGCACUUAGUACUGCAUCUCUUAAUAUUAAAAAUCCGACAAAAAAGAGAAGUGAAGAAGAAAUCUACGAAAAAAUGGAUCAAAAGAAACGAUCAAAAACUGAAUUCAUUGAUCGAGACUUAGAACCAAAACAAAUGCCAACAUUUCUAACGCAUAUCAGAGACCAGAUUAAUGUAAACGAAGGAAAUGUUGUGAUGUUUGAGGCAUAUUUGGAACCAUUGGGAGACUCGACAAUGAAAGUCAAAUGGCUUAAAGAUAACAAACAAUUGGGCGCCAGUUCUAGAAUCACUACUUUCUUUGAUUUUGGAUAUAUUUCUUUGACAAUCAAAGAUAUAAUAAAAGCUGAUGAAGGGAUAUACGUCUGUUUAGCAGAAAAUAGUUAUGGAUUCGCUAAAAGUAUAGCAAAAUUAACAAUUAGUAAAGAAAUACAAGAAAGUGAUUUGAAUUACAACCAAAAUAUUUCAUAUAAAAAAUAUUCAGAAAAUAAUUACUAUUUUGACGAUAAAUCAAAUGAGAAAAUCAAAUCAAAUGACUUCGAACAGCAAUGUAUUGAUUUUAACAAACAAUUUGAGCAAAUGAUUGAAAUUAAAAAACAAUCAAAUAUUAGAAAUAUAAUAUCACCACAACUUAUGACAACACGUCCUGUAUUUACGAAAACAUUUAAAAAACUGGAAAUCUUUAGAGAGGGUCAGUCGGCACAUCUCGAGUGCAGACUUGAACCCAUUAAUGACCCGACAAUGACUGUCGAAUGGUUCCUAAAUGGAGUUCCCCUCAAAACUGGACACCGAUUUAAUUUAACCAAUGAUUUUGGAUAUAUAGCUCUCGAUAUACUGUAUGUAUAUCCAGAAGAUACGGGCACUUAUAUGUGUCGGGCAGUCAAUGCUAUGGGAGAAGCAGUUAUUACCAGUUCAAUACAAGUUGAGCCUCGAAAAGUUAUUGAUACGGAUCCGAUACUUGAGCAAAGUUUGCAACAAAUUGUUGAACUCGAGAGACCACAUGUCAGACACAGAUUAUCGCCACCAUUGGAGACAACUCGUCCUGUAUUUACAAAGACAUUGAAAAAUUUGGAAAACCUUAGAGAGGGUCAGUCGGCACAUCUCGAGUGCAGACUUGAACCCAUUAAUGACCCGACAAUGACUGUCGAAUGGUUCCUAAAUGGAGUUCCCCUCAAAACUGGACACCGAUUUAAUUUAACCAAUGAUUUUGGAUAUAUAGCUCUCGAUAUACUGUAUGUAUAUCCAGAAGAUACGGGCACUUAUAUGUGUCGGGCAGUCAAUGCUAUGGGAGAAGCAGUUAUUACCAGUUCAAUACAAGUUGAGCCUCGAAAAGUUAUUGAUACGGAUCCGAUACUUGAGCAAAGUUUGCAACAAAUUGUUGAACUCGAGAGACCACAUGUCAGACACAGAUUAUCGCCACCAUUGGAGACAACUCGUCCUGUAUUUACAAAGACAUUGAAAAAUUUGGAAAACCUUAGAGAGGGUCAGUCGGCACAUCUCGAGUGCAGACUUGAACCCAUUAAUGACCCGACAAUGACUGUCGAAUGGUUCCUAAAUGGAGUUCCCCUCAAAACUGGACACCGAUUUAAUUUAACCAAUGAUUUUGGAUAUAUAGCUCUCGAUAUACUGUAUGUAUAUCCAGAAGAUACGGGCACUUAUAUGUGUCGGGCAGUCAAUGCUAUGGGAGAAGCAGUUAUUACCAGUUCAAUACAAGUUGAGCCUCGAAAAGUUAUUGAUACGGAUCCGAUACUUGAGCAAAGUUUGCAACAAAUUGUUGAACUCGAGAGACCACAUGUCAGACACAGAUUAUCGCCACCAUUGGAGACAACUCGUCCUGUAUUUACAAAGACAUUGAAAAAUUUGGAAAACCUUAGAGAGGGUCAGUCGGCACAUCUCGAGUGCAGACUUGAACCCAUUAAUGACCCGACAAUGACUGUCGAAUGGUUCCUAAAUGGAGUUCCCCUCAAAACUGGACACCGAUUUAAUUUAACCAAUGAUUUUGGAUAUAUAGCUCUCGAUAUACUGUAUGUAUAUCCAGAAGAUACGGGCACUUAUAUGUGUCGGGCAGUCAAUGCUAUGGGAGAAGCAGUUAUUACCAGUUCAAUACAAGUUGAGCCUCGAAAAGUUAUUGAUACGGAUCCGAUACUUGAGCAAAGUUUGCAACAAAUUGUUGAACUCGAGAGACCACAUGUCAGACACAGAUUAUCGCCACCAUUGGAGACAACUCGUCCUGUAUUUACAAAGACAUUGAAAAAUUUGGAAAACCUUAGAGAGGGUCAGUCGGCACAUCUCGAGUGCAGACUUGAACCCAUUAAUGACCCGACAAUGACUGUCGAAUGGUUCCUAAAUGGAGUUCCCCUCAAAACUGGACACCGAUUUAAUUUAACCAAUGAUUUUGGAUAUAUAGCUCUCGAUAUACUGUAUGUAUAUCCAGAAGAUACGGGCACUUAUAUGUGUCGGGCAGUCAAUGCUAUGGGAGAAGCAGUUAUUACCAGUUCAAUACAAGUUGAGCCUCGAAAAGUUAUUGAUACGGAUCCGAUACUUGAGCAAAGUUUGCAACAAAUUGUUGAACUCGAGAGACCACAUGUCAGACACAGAUUAUCGCCACCAUUGGAGACAACUCGUCCUGUAUUUACAAAGACAUUGAAAAAUUUGGAAAACCUUAGAGAGGGUCAGUCGGCACAUCUCGAGUGCAGACUUGAACCCAUUAAUGACCCGACAAUGACUGUCGAAUGGUUCCUAAAUGGAGUUCCCCUCAAAACUGGACACCGAUUUAAUUUAACCAAUGAUUUUGGAUAUAUAGCUCUCGAUAUACUGUAUGUAUAUCCAGAAGAUACGGGCACUUAUAUGUGUCGGGCAGUCAAUGCUAUGGGAGAAGCAGUUAUUACCAGUUCAAUACAAGUUGAGCCUCGAAAAGUUAUUGAUACGGAUCCGAUACUUGAGCAAAGUUUGCAACAAAUUGUUGAACUCGAGAGACCACAUGUCAGACACAGAUUAUCGCCACCAUUGGAGACAACUCGUCCUGUAUUUACAAAGACAUUGAAAAAUUUGGAAAACCUUAGAGAGGGUCAGUCGGCACAUCUCGAGUGCAGACUUGAACCCAUUAAUGACCCGACAAUGACUGUCGAAUGGUUCCUAAAUGGAGUUCCCCUCAAAACUGGACACCGAUUUAAUUUAACCAAUGAUUUUGGAUAUAUAGCUCUCGAUAUACUGUAUGUAUAUCCAGAAGAUACGGGCACUUAUAUGUGUCGGGCAGUCAAUGCUAUGGGAGAAGCAGUUAUUACCAGUUCAAUACAAGUUGAGCCUCGAAAAGUUAUUGAUACGGAUCCGAUACUUGAGCAAAGUUUGCAACAAAUUGUUGAACUCGAGAGACCACAUGUCAGACACAGAUUAUCGCCACCAUUGGAGACAACUCGUCCUGUAUUUACAAAGACAUUGAAAAAUUUGGAAAACCUUAGAGAGGGUCAGUCGGCACAUCUCGAGUGCAGACUUGAACCCAUUAAUGACCCGACAAUGACUGUCGAAUGGUUCCUAAAUGGAGUUCCCCUCAAAACUGGACACCGAUUUAAUUUAACCAAUGAUUUUGGAUAUAUAGCUCUCGAUAUACUGUAUGUAUAUCCAGAAGAUACGGGCACUUAUAUGUGUCGGGCAGUCAAUGCUAUGGGAGAAGCAGUUAUUACCAGUUCAAUACAAGUUGAGCCUCGAAAAGUUAUUGAUACGGAUCCGAUACUUGAGCAAAGUUUGCAACAAAUUGUUGAACUCGAGAGACCACAUGUCAGACACAGAUUAUCGCCACCAUUGGAGACAACUCGUCCUGUAUUUACAAAGACAUUGAAAAAUUUGGAAAACCUUAGAGAGGGUCAGUCGGCACAUCUCGAGUGCAGACUUGAACCCAUUAAUGACCCGACAAUGACUGUCGAAUGGUUCCUAAAUGGAGUUCCCCUCAAAACUGGACACCGAUUUAAUUUAACCAAUGAUUUUGGAUAUAUAGCUCUCGAUAUACUGUAUGUAUAUCCAGAAGAUACGGGCACUUAUAUGUGUCGGGCAGUCAAUGCUAUGGGAGAAGCAGUUAUUACCAGUUCAAUACAAGUUGAGCCUCGAAAAGUUAUUGAUACGGAUCCGAUACUUGAGCAAAGUUUGCAACAAAUUGUUGAACUCGAGAGACCACAUGUCAGACACAGAUUAUCGCCACCAUUGGAGACAACUCGUCCUGUAUUUACAAAGACAUUGAAAAAUUUGGAAAACCUUAGAGAGGGUCAGUCGGCACAUCUCGAGUGCAGACUUGAACCCAUUAAUGACCCGACAAUGACUGUCGAAUGGUUCCUAAAUGGAGUUCCCCUCAAAACUGGACACCGAUUUAAUUUAACCAAUGAUUUUGGAUAUAUAGCUCUCGAUAUACUGUAUGUAUAUCCAGAAGAUACGGGCACUUAUAUGUGUCGGGCAGUCAAUGCUAUGGGAGAAGCAGUUAUUACCAGUUCAAUACAAGUUGAGCCUCGAAAAGUUAUUGAUACGGAUCCGAUACUUGAGCAAAGUUUGCAACAAAUUGUUGAACUCGAGAGACCACAUGUCAGACACAGAUUAUCGCCACCAUUGGAGACAACUCGUCCUGUAUUUACAAAGACAUUGAAAAAUUUGGAAAACCUUAGAGAGGGUCAGUCGGCACAUCUCGAGUGCAGACUUGAACCCAUUAAUGACCCGACAAUGACUGUCGAAUGGUUCCUAAAUGGAGUUCCCCUCAAAACUGGACACCGAUUUAAUUUAACCAAUGAUUUUGGAUAUAUAGCUCUCGAUAUACUGUAUGUAUAUCCAGAAGAUACGGGCACUUAUAUGUGUCGGGCAGUCAAUGCUAUGGGAGAAGCAGUUAUUACCAGUUCAAUACAAGUUGAGCCUCGAAAAGUUAUUGAUACGGAUCCGAUACUUGAGCAAAGUUUGCAACAAAUUGUUGAACUCGAGAGACCACAUGUCAGACACAGAUUAUCGCCACCAUUGGAGACAACUCGUCCUGUAUUUACAAAGACAUUGAAAAAUUUGGAAAACCUUAGAGAGGGUCAGUCGGCACAUCUCGAGUGCAGACUUGAACCCAUUAAUGACCCGACAAUGACUGUCGAAUGGUUCCUAAAUGGAGUUCCCCUCAAAACUGGACACCGAUUUAAUUUAACCAAUGAUUUUGGAUAUAUAGCUCUCGAUAUACUGUAUGUAUAUCCAGAAGAUACGGGCACUUAUAUGUGUCGGGCAGUCAAUGCUAUGGGAGAAGCAGUUAUUACCAGUUCAAUACAAGUUGAGCCUCGAAAAGUUAUUGAUACGGAUCCGAUACUUGAGCAAAGUUUGCAACAAAUUGUUGAACUCGAGAGACCACAUGUCAGACACAGAUUAUCGCCACCAUUGGAGACAACUCGUCCUGUAUUUACAAAGACAUUGAAAAAUUUGGAAAACCUUAGAGAGGGUCAGUCGGCACAUCUCGAGUGCAGACUUGAACCCAUUAAUGACCCGACAAUGACUGUCGAAUGGUUCCUAAAUGGAGUUCCCCUCAAAACUGGACACCGAUUUAAUUUAACCAAUGAUUUUGGAUAUAUAGCUCUCGAUAUACUGUAUGUAUAUCCAGAAGAUACGGGCACUUAUAUGUGUCGGGCAGUCAAUGCUAUGGGAGAAGCAGUUAUUACCAGUUCAAUACAAGUUGAGCCUCGAAAAGUUAUUGAUACGGAUCCGAUACUUGAGCAAAGUUUGCAACAAAUUGUUGAACUCGAGAGACCACAUGUCAGACACAGAUUAUCGCCACCAUUGGAGACAACUCGUCCUGUAUUUACAAAGACAUUGAAAAAUUUGGAAAACCUUAGAGAGGGUCAGUCGGCACAUCUCGAGUGCAGACUUGAACCCAUUAAUGACCCGACAAUGACUGUCGAAUGGUUCCUAAAUGGAGUUCCCCUCAAAACUGGACACCGAUUUAAUUUAACCAAUGAUUUUGGAUAUAUAGCUCUCGAUAUACUGUAUGUAUAUCCAGAAGAUACGGGCACUUAUAUGUGUCGGGCAGUCAAUGCUAUGGGAGAAGCAGUUAUUACCAGUUCAAUACAAGUUGAGCCUCGAAAAGUUAUUGAUACGGAUCCGAUACUUGAGCAAAGUUUGCAACAAAUUGUUGAACUCGAGAGACCACAUGUCAGACACAGAUUAUCGCCACCAUUGGAGACAACUCGUCCUGUAUUUACAAAGACAUUGAAAAAUUUGGAAAACCUUAGAGAGGGUCAGUCGGCACAUCUCGAGUGCAGACUUGAACCCAUUAAUGACCCGACAAUGACUGUCGAAUGGUUCCUAAAUGGAGUUCCCCUCAAAACUGGACACCGAUUUAAUUUAACCAAUGAUUUUGGAUAUAUAGCUCUCGAUAUACUGUAUGUAUAUCCAGAAGAUACGGGCACUUAUAUGUGUCGGGCAGUCAAUGCUAUGGGAGAAGCAGUUAUUACCAGUUCAAUACAAGUUGAGCCUCGAAAAGUUAUUGAUACGGAUCCGAUACUUGAGCAAAGUUUGCAACAAAUUGUUGAACUCGAGAGACCACAUGUCAGACACAGAUUAUCGCCACCAUUGGAGACAACUCGUCCUGUAUUUACAAAGACAUUGAAAAAUUUGGAAAACCUUAGAGAGGGUCAGUCGGCACAUCUCGAGUGCAGACUUGAACCCAUUAAUGACCCGACAAUGACUGUCGAAUGGUUCCUAAAUGGAGUUCCCCUCAAAACUGGACACCGAUUUAAUUUAACCAAUGAUUUUGGAUAUAUAGCUCUCGAUAUACUGUAUGUAUAUCCAGAAGAUACGGGCACUUAUAUGUGUCGGGCAGUCAAUGCUAUGGGAGAAGCAGUUAUUACCAGUUCAAUACAAGUUGAGCCUCGAAAAGUUAUUGAUACGGAUCCGAUACUUGAGCAAAGUUUGCAACAAAUUGUUGAACUCGAGAGACCACAUGUCAGACACAGAUUAUCGCCACCAUUGGAGACAACUCGUCCUGUAUUUACAAAGACAUUGAAAAAUUUGGAAAACCUUAGAGAGGGUCAGUCGGCACAUCUCGAGUGCAGACUUGAACCCAUUAAUGACCCGACAAUGACUGUCGAAUGGUUCCUAAAUGGAGUUCCCCUCAAAACUGGACACCGAUUUAAUUUAACCAAUGAUUUUGGAUAUAUAGCUCUCGAUAUACUGUAUGUAUAUCCAGAAGAUACGGGCACUUAUAUGUGUCGGGCAGUCAAUGCUAUGGGAGAAGCAGUUAUUACCAGUUCAAUACAAGUUGAGCCUCGAAAAGUUAUUGAUACGGAUCCGAUACUUGAGCAAAGUUUGCAACAAAUUGUUGAACUCGAGAGACCACAUGUCAGACACAGAUUAUCGCCACCAUUGGAGACAACUCGUCCUGUAUUUACAAAGACAUUGAAAAAUUUGGAAAACCUUAGAGAGGGUCAGUCGGCACAUCUCGAGUGCAGACUUGAACCCAUUAAUGACCCGACAAUGACUGUCGAAUGGUUCCUAAAUGGAGUUCCCCUCAAAACUGGACACCGAUUUAAUUUAACCAAUGAUUUUGGAUAUAUAGCUCUCGAUAUACUGUAUGUAUAUCCAGAAGAUACGGGCACUUAUAUGUGUCGGGCAGUCAAUGCUAUGGGAGAAGCAGUUAUUACCAGUUCAAUACAAGUUGAGCCUCGAAAAGUUAUUGAUACGGAUCCGAUACUUGAGCAAAGUUUGCAACAAAUUGUUGAACUCGAGAGACCACAUGUCAGACACAGAUUAUCGCCACCAUUGGAGACAACUCGUCCUGUAUUUACAAAGACAUUGAAAAAUUUGGAAAACCUUAGAGAGGGUCAGUCGGCACAUCUCGAGUGCAGACUUGAACCCAUUAAUGACCCGACAAUGACUGUCGAAUGGUUCCUAAAUGGAGUUCCCCUCAAAACUGGACACCGAUUUAAUUUAACCAAUGAUUUUGGAUAUAUAGCUCUCGAUAUACUGUAUGUAUAUCCAGAAGAUACGGGCACUUAUAUGUGUCGGGCAGUCAAUGCUAUGGGAGAAGCAGUUAUUACCAGUUCAAUACAAGUUGAGCCUCGAAAAGUUAUUGAUACGGAUCCGAUACUUGAGCAAAGUUUGCAACAAAUUGUUGAACUCGAGAGACCACAUGUCAGACACAGAUUAUCGCCACCAUUGGAGACAACUCGUCCUGUAUUUACAAAGACAUUGAAAAAUUUGGAAAACCUUAGAGAGGGUCAGUCGGCACAUCUCGAGUGCAGACUUGAACCCAUUAAUGACCCGACAAUGACUGUCGAAUGGUUCCUAAAUGGAGUUCCCCUCAAAACUGGACACCGAUUUAAUUUAACCAAUGAUUUUGGAUAUAUAGCUCUCGAUAUACUAUAUGUAUAUCCAGAAGAUACGGGCACUUAUAUGUGUCGGGCAGUCAAUGCUAUGGGAGAAGCAGUUAUUACCAGUUCAAUACAAGUUGAGCCUCGAAAAGUUAUUGAUACGGAUCCGAUACUUGAGCAAAGUUUGCAACAAAUUGUUGAACUCGAGAGACCACAUGUCAGACACAGAUUAUCGCCACCAUUGGAGACAACUCGUCCUGUAUUUACAAAGACAUUGAAAAAUUUGGAAAACCUUAGAGAGGGUCAGUCGGCACAUCUCGAGUGCAGACUUGAACCCAUUAAUGACCCGACAAUGACUGUCGAAUGGUUCCUAAAUGGAGUUCCCCUCAAAACUGGACACCGAUUUAAUUUAACCAAUGAUUUUGGAUAUAUAGCUCUCGAUAUACUGUAUGUAUAUCCAGAAGAUACGGGCACUUAUAUGUGUCGGGCAGUCAAUGCUUUUGGUUCAGUCGAUUCAUUCUGUAUUAUAACAGUCAGAGGAGAGUAUUCUAUUCAUGACUUUAGAAUCUCAAGUGUUUCUCCUGUUAUGAGACAAUCGAUUCAAACGCAUGAAACCAAUGAAUCCGAAGAAAUCAUUGAUAUUUUGGAUUUUACAAAACCACGUGACGUCACAUCUAUUCUUGAUAUUAAAUCUUCUCCUCAUUUGUUAAAAAAACCAAAACCUGAACCAAAACUUAGUGUUAAUAAGAUAUUUGCAAAAUUUGAUUCAAACAAAUCUGAUACAAAACAAUCAGUUGUUGAAACAAAAGAUCAAACUUUUAUUGAAAUCAGUUCCCGUAAAAUGAAAUUAAAAUCUAAACCAUUAAUUUCAUCGACAGAUAUAAACUUUACUCAACAAUCAAUAAGUUCUGAAGAUAUUAUACAAAGUGAUGAAAACAAAUUUGAUGAUAAUUUCGAGUUUAAUAAAGAAAAUAUUAAACAAUUGGAAACAACACAAGAAGUUACUGAAAAACCAUAUCAUAUGAGUUCUCGUAAAUUAAAAAUUAUCACAAAAGCUAAACCAAUAAAUACAACUUCAGAACAGGAAAUACUUAACGAAAAAUUAGUUAAUACUUUAACAAAAUUGGAUGAAACAAAUCAAAUGAAAUCUAAUAAACAUUUGUUAGAUUUUGCGGAUCAAACCUCAAAAACAAUUGUAUUAUCUGAAGACACAGCAAAAGCUUCGACAUCUCAUGAUUUACCCUUUGAUAUAAACAAACGCAAAAUGAUUGUCAUUACAAAAUCAAAACCGUCUGAAAAAGAAAUGGAUUUAAUUGAAGAAAACUUAAUACAAACAGCAUUAACAUCACAACAGUUGCAUCCAAAAGAUAUUAAUGAAGAAGUUUAUGAUUUGACUGAUAAUAUUGAGUCACAAAAAAUUAUUGUCAAAUCAAAGCAUUUCAGUAAAAUUGAAGACAAAACAUCAUUUACUUCAUUAGAUGAUAAACAAAAUAUUUUGCACACAAUUGAGACAAAUGAUAACGAAAUUUCAUCUCAACAGCCAAUUGUUGUAAACACGCGAAGAAUUAUUAUUAAAAAAUCAAUUCCACAAUCAAUGACUAAAAUGGAGACAAAAAUGGAAAGUAUUGUUCAGGAAAUAGUAGAACAAACGGAACAACAAAAUGAUUUACAAGAAGUGGAUUCUACAAGAAGUCAAUUACCAAAAAUAACAAUAAUAUCCAAACAUAUGACAAAUUUAAAUGAAGGCGAUUCGGCACACAUUGUGGCAACUCUUUGGCCAUUAAGCGACCUUUCAAUGGCUAUUGAAUGGCAUUUCAAUGGCGAACCAUUGAUGGCGAGCAACAGAAUCAAUACAAUAUACUCUUGCGGUCACAUUAUUCUUGAGAUAUUUAAUGUCAGUUUACAAGACUCUGGUAUUUAUACGUGUAUUGCAAGUAAUCAAUCAGGAAGUGAUCGCAUAGAUGUCCGCUUAGAGAUUGACAACAAAAACAUUAAUUUAUUGGAAAACAUGAAUAUUAUUAAAUAUAAAUCUCAACAAACAGUUGAUAUAAAUAAUUUUAAGGAAACAAAUACAACAAAAGAUGGACAAGAAAUUAGUAAUGCAAUUAAAUUUGACAAAAUGGCGGAUAAAAUAGCCAUUAGAGGGAUUAAAAGUGAUAGCAUUGGAAAAAAUUCUAUAAAAGAAAAAAAUAAAGUGCCAGUGGAUAGUAAUGGAGAAAAAAUAAUAAUAAAAGUAAAACAAAGAGAAACAAAUAAAGAUAAAAGAAAACUAUCUGAGACUACAUUAGUUGAAGAACAGAUUGAAAUAACUGAUCGAAAGCCAUCAGUAAUAACACUUCCAGAUAAAAGUACCAAUCAAUUGGUGGACAUGACUACUGAAGAAAUAAGUCAAAUUCCUGUCGAUAGUAGUAAACAAAAAAUUAAAAUUAAAUCAAAACAAAGACCAACAACUGAUGAUGAAAUAAAAUCAUCUGAGACUACAUUAGUUGAAGAAAAGAUUGAAAUAAUUGAUCGAAAGCCGUCUGUGACAACACUUCCAGAUAAAAGUACCGAUCAAUUGGUGGACAUGACUACUGAAGAAAUAAGUCAAAUUCCUGUCGAUAGUAGUAAACAAAAAAUUAAAAUUAAAUCAAAACAAAAACCAACAUCUGAUGAUGAAAUAAAAUCAUCUGAGACUACAUUAGUUGAAGAAAAGAUUGAAAUAAUUGAUCGAAAGCCGUCUGUGACAACACUUCCAGAUAAAAGUACCGAUCAAUUGGUGGACAUGACUACUGAAGAAAUAAGACAAAUUCCUGUCGAUAGUAGUAAACAAAAAAUUAAAAUUAAAUCAAAACAAAGACCAACAACUGAUGAUGAAAUAAAAUCAUCUGAGACUACAUUAGUUGAAGAAAAGAUUGAAAUAACUGAUCGAAAGCCGUCUGUGACAACACUUCCAGAUAAAAGUACCGAUCAAUUGGUGGACAUGACUACUGAAGAAAUAAGUCAAAUUCCUGUCGAUAGUAGUAAACAAAAAAUUAAAAUUAAAUCAAAACAAAGACCAACAACUGAUGAUGAAAUAAAAUCAUCUGAGACUACAUUAGUUGAAGAAAAGAUUGAAAUAACUGAUCGAAAGCCGUCAGUGACAACACUUCCAGAUAAAAGUACCGAUCAAUUGGUGGACAUGACUACUGAAGAAAUAAGUCAAAUUCCUGUCGAUAGUAGUAAACAAAAAAUUAAAAUUAAAUCAAAACAAAGACCAACAACUGAUGAUGAAAUAAAAUCAUCUGAGACUACAUUAGUUGAAGAAAAGAUUGAAAUAACUGAUCGAAAGCCGUCAGUGACAACACUUCCAGAUAAAAGUACCGAUCAAUUGGUGGACAUGACUACUGAAGAAAUAAGUCAAAUUCCUGUCGAUAGUAGUAAACAAAAAAUUAAAAUUAAAUCAAAACAAAGACCAACAACUGAUGAUGAAAUAAAAUCAUCUGAGACUACAUUAGUUGAAGAAAAGAUUGAAAUAAUUGAUCGAAAGCCGUCUGUGACAACACUUCCAGAUAAAAGUACCGAUCAAUUGGUGGACAUGACUACUGAAGAAAUAAGUCAAAUUCCUGUCGAUAGUAGUAAACAAAAAAUUAAAAUUAAAUCAAAACAAAGACCAACAACUGAUGAUGAAAUAAAAUCAUCUGAGACUACAUUAGUUGAAGAAAAGAUUGAAAUAACUGAUCGAAAGCCGUCAGUGACAACACUUCCAGAUAAAAGUACCGAUCAAUUGGUGGACAAAUCUGAAGAAAUAAGUCAAAUUCCUGUCGAUAGUAGUAAACAAAAAAUUAAAAUUAAAUCAAAACAAAGACCAACAACUGAUGAUGAAAUAAAAUCAUCUGAGACUACAUUAGUUGAAGAAAAGAUUGAAAUAACUGAUCGAAAGCCGUCAGUGACAACACUUCCAGAUAAAAGUACCGAUCAAUUGGUGGACAAAUCUGAAGAAAUAAGUCAAAUUCCUGUCGAUAGUAGUAAACAAAAAAUUAAAAUUAAAUCAAAACAAAGACCAACAACUGAUGAUGAAAUAAAAUCAUCUGAGACUACAUUAGUUGAAGAAAAGAUUGAAAUAACUGAUCGAAAGCCGUCAGUGACAACACUUCCAGAUAAAAGUACCGAUCAAUUGGUGGACAUGACUACUGAAGAAAUAAGUCAAAUUCCUGUCGAUAGUAGUAAACAAAAAAUUAAAAUUAAAUCAAAACAAAGACCAACAAUUGAUGAUGAAAUAAAAUCAUCUGAGACUACAUUAGUUGAAGAAAAGAUUGAAAUAACUGAUCGAAAGCCGUCAGUGACAACACUUCCAGAUAAAAGUACCGAUCAAUUGGUGGACAUGACUACUGAAGAAAUAAGUCAAAUUCCUGUCGAUAGUAGUAAACAAAAAAUUAAAAUUAAAUCAAAACAAAGACCAACAACUGAUGAUGAAAUAAAAUUAUCUGAGACUACAUUAGUUGAAGAAAAGAUUGAAAUAAUUGAUCGAAAGCCGUCUGUGACAACACUUCCAGAUAAAAGUACUGAUCAAUUGGUGACCAUGACUACUGAAGAAAUAAGUCAAAUUCCUGUCGAUAGUAGUAAACAAAAAAUUAAAAUUAAAUCAAAACAAAGACCAACAACUGAUGAUGAAAUAAAAUCAUCUGAGACUACAUUAGUUGAAGAAAAGAUUGAAAUAACUGAUCGAAAGCCGUCAGUGACAACACUUCCAGAUAAAAGUACCGAUCAAUUGGUGGACAAAUCUGAAGAAAUAAGUCAAAUUCCUGUCGAUAGUAGUAAACAAAAAAUUAAAAUUAAAUCAAAACAAAGACCAACAACUGAUGAUGAAAUAAAAUCAUCUGAGACUACAUUAGUUGAAGAAAAGAUUGAAAUAACUGAUCGAAAGCCGUCAGUGACAACACUUCCAGAUAAAAGUACCGAUCAAUUGGUGGACAUGACUACUGAAGAAAUAAGUCAAAUUCCUGUCGAUAGUAGUAAACAAAAAAUUAAAAUUAAAUCAAAACAAAGACCAACAAUUGAUGAUGAAAUAAAAUCAUCUGAGACUACAUUAGUUGAAGAAAAGAUUGAAAUAACUGAUCGAAAGCCGUCAGUGACAACACUUCCAGAUAAAAGUACCGAUCAAUUGGUGGACAUGACUACUGAAGAAAUAAGUCAAAUUCCUGUCGAUAGUAGUAAACAAAAAAUUAAAAUUAAAUCAAAACAAAGACCAACAAUUGAUGAUGAAAUAAAAUCAUCUGAGACUACAUUAGUUGAAGAAAAGAUUGAAAUAACUGAUCGAAAGCCGUCAGUGACAACACUUCCAGAUAAAAGUACCGAUCAAUUGGUGGACAUGACUACUGAAGAAAUAAGUCAAAUUCCUGUCGAUAGUAGUAAACAAAAAAUUAAAAUUAAAUCAAAACAAAGACCAACAACUGAUGAUGAAAUAAAAUUAUCUGAGACUACAUUAGUUGAAGAAAAGAUUGAAAUAAUUGAUCGAAAGCCGUCUGUGACAACACUUCCAGAUAAAAGUACCGAUCAAUUGGUGGACAAAUCUGAAGAAAUAAGUCAAAUUCCUGUCGAUAGUAGUAAACAAAAAAUUAAAAUUAAAUCAAAACAAAGACCAACAACUGAUGAUGAAAUAAAAUUAUCUGAGACUACAUUAGUUGAAGAAAAGAUUGAAAUAAUUGAUCGAAAGCCGUCUGUGACAACACUUCCAGAUAAAAGUACCGAUCAAUUGGUGGACAAAUCUGAAGAAAUAAGUCAAAUUCCUGUCGAUAGUAGUAAACAAAAAAUUAAAAUUAAAUCAAAACAAAGACCAACAACUGAUGAUGAAAUAAAAUCAUCUGAGACUACAUUAGUUGAAGAAAAGAUUGAAAUAACUGAUCGAAAGCCGUCAGUGACAACACUUCCAGAUAAAAGUACCGAUCAAUUGGUGGACAUGACUACUGAAGAAAUAAGUCAAAUUCCUGUCGAUAGUAGUAAACAAAAAAUUAAAAUUAAAUCAAAACAAAGACCAACAAUUGAUGAUGAAAUAAAAUCAUCUGAGACUACAUUAGUUGAAGAAAAGAUUGAAAUAACUGAUCGAAAGCCGUCAGUGACAACACUUCCAGAUAAAAGUACCGAUCAAUUGGUGGACAUGACUACUGAAGAAAUAAGUCAAAUUCCUGUCGAUAGUAGUAAACAAAAAAUUAAAAUUAAAUCAAAACAAAGACCAACAACUGAUGAUGAAAUAAAAUUAUCUGAGACUACAUUAGUUGAAGAAAAGAUUGAAAUAACUGAUCGAAAGCCGUCAGUGACAACACUUCCAGAUAAAAGUACCGAUCAAUUGGUGGACAUGACUACUGAAGAAAUAAGUCAAAUUCCUGUCGAUAGUAGUAAACAAAAAAUUAAAAUUAAAUCAAAACAAAGACCAACAACUGAUGAUGAAAUAAAAUCAUCUGAGACUACAUUAGUUGAAGAAAAGAUUGAAAUAACUGAUCGAAAGCCGUCAGUGACAACACUUCCAGAUAAAAGUACAGAUCAAUUGGUGGACAAAUCUGAAGAAAUAAGUCAAAUUCCUGUCGAUAGUAGUAAACAAAAAAUUAAAAUUAAAUCAAAACAAAGACCAACAACUGAUGAUGAAAUAAAAUCAUCUGAGACUACAUUAGUUGAAGAAAAGAUUGAAAUAACUGAUCGAAAGCCGUCAGUGACAACACUUCCAGAUAAAAGUACCGAUCAAUUGGUGGACAUGACUACUGAAGAAAUAAGUCAAAUUCCUGUCGAUAGUAGUAAUCAUAAAAUUAAAAUUAAAUCAAAACAAAGACCAACAUCUGAUGAUGAAAUAAAAUCAUCUGAGACUACAUUAGUUGAAGAAAAGAUUGAAAUAACUGAUCGAAAGCCGUCUGUGACAACACUUCCAGAUAAAAGUACUGAUCAAUUGGUGACCAUGACUACUGAAGAAAUAAGUCAAAUUCCUGUCGAUAGUAGUAAACAAAAAAUUAAAAUUAAAUCAAAACAAAGACCAACAUCUGAUGAUGAAAUAAAAUCAUCUGAGACUACAUUAGUUGAAGAAAAGAUUGAAAUAAUUGAUCGAAUGCCGUCAGUGACAACACUUCCAGAUAAAAGUACCGAUCAAUUGGUGGACAUGACUACUGAAGAAAUAAGUCAAAUUCCUGUCGAUAGUAGUAAUCAUAAAAUUAAAAUUAAAUCAAAACAAAGACCAACAUCUGAUGAUGAAAUAAAAUCAUCUGAGACUACAUUAGUUGAAGAAAAGAUUGAAAUAACUGAUCGAAAGCCGUCAGUGACAACACUUCCAGAUAAAAGUACCGAUCAAUUGGUGGACAAAUCUGAAGAAAUAAGUCAAAUUCCUGUCGAUAGUAGUAAACAAAAAAUUAAAAUUAAAUCAAAACAAAGACCAACAUCUGAUGAUGAAAUAAAAUCAUCUGAGACUACAUUAGUUGAAGAAAAGAUUGAAAUAAUUGAUCGAAAGCCGUCUGUGACAACACUUCCAGAUAAAAGUACCGAUCAAUUGGUGGACAAAUCUGAAGAAAAUAUUGAAAUAUCUGCUAAAAAACAAAAAUCUAAAACAAAUCAGGAUAAAAAAGCAAAAAUAGAUAAGAUAAAAACUGCAGUGGUUACUAUCACUGAAAUUAAACCAUCAGAUAUAGUUGACAUCAAAUCAACUGAUACAUCGGAAGAUAUACCAAUUGUUUCUGAUAUGAGUGUUGAUAUGUCUACACAAAAGAAAAAAAUUAAAUCAAAGACAAAAACUCCUGUUGAAGACACAAAUGUUAUACAGAAACAAUCUGAUGAUAUCGAAGAAGUAGUCACUAUCACUGAAAUUAGACCAUCAGAUAUAGUUGACAUCGAAACAAUUGAUACAUCUGAAGAUAUACCAAUUGUAUCUGAUAUGAGUAUUGAUAUGUCUACCCAAAAGAAAAAGAUUAAAUCAAAGACAAAAUCUCCUGUUGAAGACACAACUGUUAUACCGAAACAAUCUGAUGAUAUCGAAGAAGUAGUCACUAUCACUGAAAUUAGACCAUCAGAUAUAGUUGACACCAAAACAAUUGAUACAUCGGAAGAUAUACCAAUUGUUUCUGAUAUUACUGUUGAUAUGUCUACACAAAAGAAAAAGAUUAUAUCAAAAACAAAAACUCCUGUUGAAGACACAACUGUAAUACCGAAACAAUCUGAUGAUAUCGAAGAAGUAGUUACUAUCACUGAAAUUAGACCAUCAGAUAUAGUUGACACCAAAACAAUUGAUACAUCGGAAGAUAUACCAAUUGUUUCUGAUAUUACUGUUGAUAUGUCUACACAAAAGAAAAAGAUUAAAUUAAAGACAAAAACUCCUGUUGAAGACACAACUGUAAUACCGAAACAAUCUGAUGAUAUCGAAGAAGUAGUCACUAUCACUGAAAUUAGACCAUCAGAUAUAGUUGACAUCGAAACAAUUGAUACAUCGGAAGAUAAACCAAUUGUUACUGAUAUCACAGUUGAUAAGAGUAUUCAGAAGAAAAAGAUUAAAUCAAAGACAAAAAUUCCUGUUGAAGACACAACUGUUAUACCGAAACAAUCUGAUGAUAUCGAAGAAGUAGUCACUAUCACUGAAAUUAGACCAUCAGAUAUAGUUGACACCAAAACAAUUGAUACAUCGGAAGAUAUACCAAUUGUUUCUGAUAUUACUGUUGAUAUGUCUACACAAAAGAAAAAGAUUAUAUCAAAAACAAAAACUCCUGUUGAAGACACAACUGUAAUACCGAAACAAUCUGAUGAUAUCGAAGAAGUAGUCACUAUCACUGAAAUUAGACCAUCAGAUAUAGUUGACACCAAAACAAUUGAUACAUCGGAAGAUAUACCAAUUGUUUCUGUUAUGAGUGUUGAUAUGUCUACACAAAAGAAAAAGAUUAAAUUAAAGACAAAAACUCCUGUUGAAGACACAACUGUUAUACCGAAACAAUCUGAUGAUAUCGAAGAAGUAGUCACUAUCACUGAAAUUAGACCAUCAGAUAUAGUUGACACCAAAACAAUUGAUACAUCGGAAGAUAUACCAAUUGUUUCUGAUAUAAGUGUUGAUAUGUCUACAGAAAAGAAAAAGAUUAAAUCAAAGACAAAAACUCCUGUUGAAGACACAACUGUUAUACCGAAACAAUCUGAUGAUAACGAAGAAGUAGUUACUAUCACUGAAAUUAGACCAUCAGAUAUAGUUGACAUCGAAACAAUUGAUACAUCGGAAGAUAAACCAAUUGUUACUGAUAUCACAGUUGAUAAGAGUAUUCAGAAGAAAAAGAUUAAAUCAAAGACAAAAACUCCUGUUGAAGACACAACUGUUAUACCGAAACAAUCUGAUGAUAUCGAAGAAGUAGUCACUAUCACUGAAAUUAGACCAUCAGAUAUAGUUGACACCAAAACAAUUGAUACAUCGGMAGAUAUACCAAUUGUUUCUGUUAUGAGUGUUGAUAUGUCUACACAAAAGAAAAAGAUUAAAUUAAAGACAAAAACUCCUGUUGAAGACACAACUGUUAUACCGAAACAAUCUGAUGAUAUCGAAGAAGUAGUCACUAUCACUGAAAUUAGACCAUCAGAUAUAGUUGACACCAAAACAAUUGAUACAUCGGAAGAUAAACCAGUUGUUUCUGAUAUGAGUGUUGAUAUGUCUACACAAAAGAAAAAGAUUAAAUCAAAGACAAAAACUCCUGUUGAAGACACAACUGUUAUACCGAAACAAUCUGAUGAUAUCGAAGAAGUAGUCACUAUCACUGAAAUUAGACCAUCAGAUAUAGUUGACACCAAAACAAUUGAUAAAUCGGAAGAUAUGCCAAUUGUUUCUGAUAUUACUGUUGAUAUGUCUACACAAAAGAAAAAGAUUAAAUUAAAGACAAAAACUCCUGUUGAAGACACAACUGUUAUACCGAAACAAUCUGAUGAUAUCGAAGAAGUAGUCACUAUCACUGAAAUUAGACCAUCAGAUAUAGUUGACACCAAAACAAUUGAUACAUCGGCAGAUAUACCAAUUGUUUCUGUUAUGAGUGUUGAUAUGUCUACACAAAAGAAAAAGAUUAAAUUAAAGACAAAAACUCCUGUUGAAGACACAACUGUUAUACCGAAACAAUCUGAUGAUAUCGAAGAAGUAGUCACUAUCACUGAAAUUAGACCAUCAGAUAUAGUUGACACCAAAACAAUUGAUACAUCGGAAGAUAUACCAAUUGUUUCUGAUAUUACUGUUGAUAUGUCUACACAAAAGAAAAAGAUUAAAUCAAAGACAAAAACUCCUGUUGAAGACACAACUGUUAUACCGAAACAAUCUGAUGAUAUCGAAGAAGUAGUCACUAUCACUGAAAUUAGACCAUCAGAUAUAGUUGACACCAAAACAAUUGAUACAUCGGAAGAUAUACCAAUUGUUUCUGAUAUUACUGUUGAUAUGUCUACACAAAAGAAAAAGAUUAAAUCAAAGACAAAAACUCCUGUUGAAGACACAACUGUUAUACCGAAACAAUCUGAUGAUAUCGAAGAAGUAGUCACUAUCACUGAAAUUAGACCAUCAGAUAUAGUUGACAUCGAAACAAUUGAUACAUCGGAAGAUAAACCAAUUGUUACUGAUAUCACAGUUGAUAAGAGUAUUCAGAAGAAAAAGAUUAAAUCAAAGACAAAAACUCCUGUUGAAGACACAACUGUUAUACCGAAACAAUCUGAUGAUAUCGAAGAAGUAGUCACUAUCACUGAAAUUAGACCAUCAGAUAUAGUUGACACCAAAACAAUUGAUACAUCGGAAGAUAUACCAAUUGUUUCUGAUAUUACUGUUGAUAUGUCUACACAAAAGAAAAAGAUUAAAUCAAAGACAAAAACUCCUGUUGAAGACACAACUGUUAUACCGAAACAAUCUGAUGAUAUCGAAGAAGUAGUCACUAUCACUGAAAUUAGACCAUCAGAUAUAGUUGACACCAAAACAAUUGAUACAUCGGAAGAUAUACCAAUUGUUUCUGAUAUGAGUGUUGAUAUGUCUACACAAAAGAAAAAGAUUAAAUCAAAGACAAAAACUCCUGUUGAAGACACAACUGUUAUACCGAAACAAUCUGAUGAUAUCGAAGAAGUAGUCACUAUCACUGAAAUUAGACCAUCAGAUAUAGUUGACACCAAAUCAAUUGAUACAUCGGAAGAUAUACCAAUUGUUUCUGAUAUAAGUGUUGAUAUGUCUACACAAAAGAAAAAGAUUAAAUCAAAGACAAAAACUCCUGUUGAAGACACAACUGUUAUACCGAAACAAUCUGAUGAUAUCGAAGAAGUAGUCACUAUCACUGAAAUUAGACCAUCAGAUAUAGUUGACAUCGAAACAAUUGAUACAUCGGAAGAUAAACCAAUUGUUACUGAUAUCACAGUUGAUAAGAGUAUUCAGAAGAAAAAGAUUAAAUCAAAGACAAAAACUCCUGUUGAAGACACAACUGUUAUACCGAAACAAUCUGAUGAUAUCGAAGAAGUAGUCACUAUCACUGAAAUUAGACCAUCAGAUAUAGUUGACACCAAAWCAAUUGAUACAUCGGAAGAUAUACCAAUUGUUUCUGAUAUAAGUGUUGAUAUGUCUACACAAAAGAAAAAGAUUAAAUCAAAGACAAAAACUCCUGUUGAAGACACAACUGUUAUACCGAAACAAUCUGAUGAUAUCGAAGAAGUAGUCACUAUCACUGAAAUUAGACCAUCAGAUAUAGUUGACACCAAAACAAUUGAUACAUCGGAAGAUAUACCARUUGUUUCUGAUAUGAGUGUUGAUAUGUCUACACAAAAGAAAAAGAUUAAAUCAAAGACAAAAACUCCUGUUGAAGACACAACUGUUAUACCGAAACAAUCUGAUGAUAUCGAAGAAGUAGUCACUAUCACUGAAAUUAGACCAUCAGAUAUAGUUGACACCAAAUCAAUUGAUACAUCGGAAGAUAUACCAAUUGUUUCUGAUAUUACUGUUGAUAUGUCUACACAAAAGAAAAAGAUUAAAUCAAAGACAAAAACUCCUGUUGAAGACACAACUGUUAUACCGAAACAAUCUGAUGAUAUCGAAGAAGUAGUCACUAUCACUGAAAUUAGACCAUCAGAUAUAGUUGACAUCGAAACAAUUGAUACAUCGGAAGAUAAACCAAUUGUUACUGAUAUCACAGUUGAUAAGAGUAUUCAGAAGAAAAAGAUUAAAUCAAAGACAAAAACUCCUGUUGAAGACACAACUGUUAUACCGAAACAAUCUGAUGAUAUCGAAGAAGUAGUCACUAUCACUGAAAUUAGACCAUCAGAUAUAGUUGACACCAAAACAAUUGAUACAUCGGAAGAUAUACCAAUUGUUUCUGAUAUUACUGUUGAUAUGUCUACACAAAAGAAAAAGAUUAAAUCAAAGACAAAAACUCCUGUUGAAGACACAACUGUUAUACCGAAACAAUCUGAUGAUAUCGAAGAAGUAGUCACUAUCACUGAAAUUAGACCAUCAGAUAUAGUUGACACCAAAACAAUUGAUACAUCGGAAGAUAUACCAAUUGUUUCUGAUAUGAGUGUUGAUAUGUCUACACAAAAGAAAAAGAUUAAAUCAAAGACAAAAACUCCUGUUGAAGACACAACUGUUAUACCGAAACAAUCUGAUGAUAUCGAAGAAGUAGUCACUAUCACUGAAAUUAGACCAUCAGAUAUAGUUGACACCAAAUCAAUUGAUACAUCGGAAGAUAUACCAAUUGUUUCUGAUAUAAGUGUUGAUAUGUCUACACAAAAGAAAAAGAUUAAAUCAAAGACAAAAACUCCUGUUGAAGACACAACUGUUAUACCGAAACAAUCUGAUGAUAUCGAAGAAGUAGUCACUAUCACUGAAAUUAGACCAUCAGAUAUAGUUGACAUCGAAACAAUUGAUACAUCGGAAGAUAAACCAAUUGUUACUGAUAUCACAGUUGAUAAGAGUAUUCAGAAGAAAAAGAUUAAAUCAAAGACAAAAACUCCUGUUGAAGACACAACUGUUAUACCGAAACAAUCUGAUGAUAUCGAAGAAGUAGUCACUAUCACUGAAAUUAGACCAUCAGAUAUAGUUGACACCAAAACAAUUGAUACAUCGGAAGAUAUACCAAUUGUUUCUGAUAUGAGUGUUGAUAUGUCUACACAAAAGAAAAAGAUUAAAUCAAAGACAAAAACUCCUGUUGAAGACACAACUGUUAUACCGAAACAAUCUGAUGAUAUCGAAGAAGUAGUCACUAUCACUGAAAUUAGACCAUCAGAUAUAGUUGACACCAAAACAAUUGAUACAUCGGAAGAUAUACCAAUUGUUUCWGAUAUGAGUGUUGAUAUGUCUACACAAAAGAAAAAGAUUAAAUCAAAGACAAAAACUCCUGUUGAAGACACAACUGUUAUACCGAAACAAUCUGAUGAUAUCGAAGAAGUAGUCACUAUCACUGAAAUUAGACCAUCAGAUAUAGUUGACACCAAAACAAUUGAUACAUCGGAAGAUAUACCAAUUGUUUCUGAUAUUAGUGUUGAUAUGUCUACACAAAAGAAAAAGAUUAAAUCAAAGACAAAAACUCCUGUUGAAGACACAACUGUUAUACCGAAACAAUCUGAUGAUAUCGAAGAAGUAGUCACUAUCACUGAAAUUAGACCAUCAGAUAUAGUUGACACCAAAACAAUUGAUACAUCGGAAGAUAUAACCAAUUGUUUCUGA